Molecule: messenger RNA, 589 nt
Organism: Cynocephalus volans (Philippine flying lemur)
Lineage: Eukaryota; Metazoa; Chordata; Mammalia; Dermoptera; Cynocephalidae
Gene: ISG15
Product: ISG15 ubiquitin like modifier
Exons: 2
Coding region: 51-545 (164 amino acids)
Biological process (GO): tail-anchored membrane protein insertion into ER membrane; post-translational protein targeting to endoplasmic reticulum membrane
Cellular component (GO): BAT3 complex
Molecular function (GO): protein-folding chaperone binding
Source: RefSeq, a predicted model, not a curated record
GCGGCGACCUCAUCCGUGCUUGCAAGGACCCGGCGCCCGAGCCCACCGCCAUGGGAUGGGACCUGAAGGUGAAGAUGAUAGGGGGCGACGAGCUCCAGGUGACCCUGAGCAGCUCCAUGCUGGCAUCAGAACUGAAGCAGAAGAUCACCGAGAAGUUUGGGGUGCCUGCCUUCCAGCAGCACCUGGCCAUCCACCCGAGCGGUGCGGAGCUGCAGGACGGCAUCCCCCUCGUCAGUCAGGGGCUGGGCCCCGGCAGCGUGGUCGUGAUGAUGGUGAAGCGCGAUGACCCCCUGAGCAUCCUGGUGAGGAAUGACAAGGGUCGCAGCAAUGCCUACAAGGUGCAGCUGACACAGGACGUGGCCCAGCUCAAGCAGAUGGUGAGCCAGCAGGAGGGCACACCGGUCGACCAGUUCUGGCUGAGCUUCGAGGGGAAGCCCAUGGACGACCUGAAGCCGCUGGGGGAGUAUGGCCUUGUGCCCCACUGCACGGUGACAAUGAAUUUGCGCCUGCGAGGGGGCAGGGCAGGGCCUGGAGGGCCACACUGAGGGCCUCCACCAGUGUCUGACCAGGAUCGAAUGCUGGAAAUAAA